This is a messenger RNA of Lagopus leucura (white-tailed ptarmigan), 2820 nucleotides long. It is a transcript of the gene CISD1, whose product is annotated as CDGSH iron sulfur domain 1. NCBI's taxonomy places the organism in Eukaryota, Metazoa, Chordata, Aves, Galliformes, Phasianidae. Gene Ontology annotation, cellular component: mitochondrial outer membrane; intracellular membrane-bounded organelle. The record is from RefSeq and is a predicted model, not a curated record. Gene Ontology annotation, biological process: regulation of autophagy. Bases 75 to 401 code for a protein of 108 amino acids. Gene Ontology annotation, molecular function: 2 iron, 2 sulfur cluster binding. The transcript is spliced from 3 exons.
AAAGCAUUCAAAAGGGGCGGGGUGCGGCGCAUGCGCGCUGCGGAACUGCGUGCGUCCUCUGCGGAGCGGGAGCGAUGGGGCUAGGGCAGAAUGGCGCCGUGCGGGUUGAAUGGAUUGCUGCAGUCUCUUUAGCUGCUGGAGCAGCUGCUGUUGGGUAUCUAGCUUACAAAAAAUUUAUCUCUAAAGACAAAUGCUGCAAGGCAAUGGUGAAUCUCCAUAUCCAGAAGGAUAACCCCAAGGUAGUUCACGCAUUUGAUAUGGAAGAUCUGGGAGACAAGGCUGUGUACUGUCGUUGCUGGAGAUCUAAGAAGUUCCCGCUGUGUGAUGGCUCUCACACACAGCACAAUGACGAAACUGGCGACAACGUUGGGCCUCUGAUCAUCAAGAGGAAGGAGGCGUAGGCUGGACAGUAGAAGUUGCAAAAUGAAUGUCUGACAAAUCCUCUGCUUGCUUGUAAUUGGGGGAGAAACCACAAAUUCUUUGUCAUGUCACUGAAGAAUUUCCCAUGUAGUUUAUACAUCAGGCAUGUUUAUUAUUUCUGGGGCUUGUCUUGUUUUAAUCACUACAGUGCAUAAUUUACUGAAUAGUCAUAGUUGGAAUUUUUUGUCCUGUAAUGUGUGUGUACCCUCUCAUUGAAUAUGAAUCUAAACUGACGCACAGAAUGUAUGAGGCCAUUCAGCAGAAGUCAUAUUCAGAAGGUAGAUUUUGUUUCUGAGAGCUUUGCAAGUUAUAUGGCUGGAUAGAGUUCCGCAGUAGCAAGAAAUCGUGGUGCCAAAAUGCAGCUUAACUUGUAAUUAUGCUGCAUUUUCUGCAGAUGCCACAUUUGGCCUAUUACACUACAGUUUUGUGUGGGCUCUGUAAAAGAACACAUUUAAAAUUGCUAAUUAGGAACAGACAUUGUAAAAUACUUAUAGCACGAUGGGGCUGAGGGACAACUUUGCCUUUGAUUUUACAGCAGUGUUGAAACUUGACCCUAUUACCAUGUGGUAUCAUGAAUGUACUACCAGAACUGCAGACCUGUAUUGAGAGCAGGAUUAGGAAGAUCAUCUCUGUGAGAGCUUUCUCAAUAAACAAGUGGAAGGAUAUGAAGUGCUCGGAGUGAUGGGUGAGGGGUUGCAGGGUUGUUUUUACUGCUAGAAAGCCUUAGUUUCCUUUGCAGUCUCUGACAGUGGAGCUCACUUCCCCAGACCACAGGACGGGGGAGGCUAUGCUGAUUUAUUCCAGAAGCUGAAAGAAUAAGUAAAACCCCACCCGCUUCUUCAUUGCUCUGGCUGGUUCCAGAUGAUGCUUCCUGCUGUUGCACAGAGAGCAGGCGCACCUUUCCUUAUUAAGUGGCCUUAGGCUCUACGUGUCUUAAAUGGCUCCUGCCUUCCUGGGCUCACUGCUCUUGUGGAUCAGCUACUUUUACCCAAAGGAACAAACUUGGACAGGCUUUGGUGACAGGUAGAAACAUGGAGAAGAGGAAGGAUGAGAAGGAGGAUCGCGUCCUCCUUUUGUAUGGCACUUCUCUGCCUUAUUUAACAGUUGCAUUAAUGGCCACAUCUCCUUAAUUAGCUUUAGAUUUAUCAACAUACAAAUGGCUACAAAGCAAAACCCAAAGAGUGUGAUGGCGGAGGGCAGUUCUGUAUUAAACCUGGUCUGCAAGCAUAAUUGCAGCUUGUGUAAGAUCGAGCUCUUAAAACAGAGAGAAAGGCUACCUCAAAACUAGAGAAAAUGUCUUCUCAAGAAGUUGAAAUCUUAACCGUAAAGAUUCUUCCAGAUAAUUGGGGCUAUAGGAAUUGUAUUUUUGUUAAGGUCAUGUUUGCUAUAACUGGUUAAGACAAAAAAAAAAAAAAAUCAUUUCCUUAUCCUCAGUGUGAGAAUUUCUGAGGCUGAGGUCUUAGCUGAGCACUUUGAACUUUGGCAGAAGGCAGAGAAAGCAGAAUAGGUAGGCAGCACAGACCUACAGGAAGGAGGGUUUGCAUGUAGAGUACUUGAGUGGAGUCAACUACUGUCUGAGAGACCUGCUCUUGUAAGAAAUUGCAGUCAAAUAUAUUUAGUCUCAUCUUUCUCUCCCUGUAUUGUAAAGGUACCUGUUUUGUUGUUUUUUUUUUUUUUUUUUAACUUGCCCAAGUACUGAUACAUAUGGAAAAUUGUUUUAAUCUCAAAUAUAUUUGGUUUAUCCAAAACCAAGUUCUCUCUGUAUUACUAGAAUGUGGCACUGGAUAUUUCUGUAUUUUUUUCAUAUACACACAUUUGAGCUCAUCUUGAUCUCAAGGUAAUGUUUGAGUUCUCAUAGGUGUGCUGUUUGUUCCGAGGAAGAUUUGUGCUGUAAGUAGUGCUGUAAUCCAGUGCUGCUGUAAUCAUAAACCUGUGUCUGGGUUGGGUUUUCCUUCUGAGACUUCCUGUUAGCAGUAAAGCCUGGCUUCUUUGGAAGGAAUGAAAGUUCACCGAAAACUGCAUUUGUGUUUUAAGAUACAAAGUCCUGAAAUCUCUCAUGGAUCUUCUGAUUCAUAAGACUGUUUCCUGCUGUUGGACAGGAAAACACUUUGUGGUGCUUGAGCAUCAGGAAAGUGGGCUCCGUGAGAAGCUCUUCUUCCUGCAAGGAGAAGAUGCAGAAGCAGAAUCUUUGUUGAUUUACAUCCUGGUGAGUUUGUUUUGGAGAAGCGUCACAUUGAAAAAUGUUGACAUCAAGUGUUUAUGGUUUAUUUUGAUGCACAUACAGUUUUCUGUACUGUACCUAAAAGUUGUGCUACUUGUAUAUGUGAGCUGUUAGAACACAAUAAUGAAAAGAUAAGCCUGAAUUUGAGUAAAUAAAAUUGCCAGUAGUCUUGAAGAGCA